This is a messenger RNA of Tripterygium wilfordii, 897 nucleotides long. Its product is annotated as trafficking protein particle complex subunit 3. NCBI's taxonomy places the organism in Eukaryota, Viridiplantae, Streptophyta, Magnoliopsida, Celastrales, Celastraceae. The record is from RefSeq and is a predicted model, not a curated record. The transcript has 5 exons. Gene Ontology annotation, biological process: endoplasmic reticulum to Golgi vesicle-mediated transport; intra-Golgi vesicle-mediated transport. Gene Ontology annotation, cellular component: TRAPP complex; cis-Golgi network membrane; cytosol. The coding region runs from base 105 to 665 and encodes 186 amino acids.
GUACCUCUGUAAUUGAGGGCAAAAAGUACCUCUGUAACUUCGAUUCGUGCACAGUUAGGCAUCAGAUCCCACUCAAAGCUUAGUACAGUCCACAGAUCUCUGUGAUGCCUCCCGUUGCUCCUCGAUCCGGUGAUGCAAUCUUCACCAGCGUUGAACGCGUGAAUGCGGAGCUGUUUACGUUGACUUAUGGGGCGAUUGUCCGUCAGUUGCUUACGGAUCUGGAGGAAGUUGAAGAGGUCAACAAGCAGCUUGAUCAGAUGGGCUACAAUAUUGGAAUUCGGAUGAUAGAUGAGUUUCUAGCAAAGUCUGAUGUUUCACGGUGUGUUGACUUUAGGGAGACUGCCGAAGCGAUAGCAAAGGUGGGUUUCAAAAUGUUCUUAGGGGUCACUGCAUCUGUCACCAAUUGGGAUGCUGAUGGGACAUGCUGCAGUAUCGUUUUUGAGGACAACCCCCUGGUAGAAUUUGUUGAGCUUCCCGACACAUGUCAAGGUUUAAACUAUUGCAACAUCUUAAGUGGAGUCGUUAGGGGAGCCCUAGAGAUGGUAUCGAUGAAAACAGAAGUAACAUGGACCCGUGAUAUGCUUCGAGGGGAUGAUGCAUUUGAGUUACAGGUGAAACUUGUAAAACAAGUUCCGGAAGAAUAUCCAUACAAGGAUGAUGAGUAAAACAUUUAAUGGUCCUUGCCUUUUGAUCUGUAAAUACUAUACUAUACAUUGUUUAUGUUCUGUGUAUUUUCCUCCAAAAACAAAGUCAAUUCACCCCUCUUCCUGUAAUGCAGAAUAUUGAGGAGACUUCACUUUUUAUUUUUAGGACCAUAUCAUAUUUUGAUUAUCUAGAUUAUCUUGAUUGGAUUUGUGAACAACAAUUAUUCGAUAGGGAAGGCUCAAGACAAGUUCU